AUGCCGAGACCAUGCACAUUUCCUGUUUCUGAGGUUAGGCCUUUACUCAUUGAAGAACGGGAGGAAAUAGUGCAAGAUAAUGGAAAGAUUUCUGGGAAAAAACACAUGGUUUGGAGAAGACUUAGUGACAAACUUGCAAAGAAGAAAAUCAACAUUUCUCCCUGCAACCUUUAUUUGACUGUGAUCGGUAAUCGCUAUGAGUUCCACAGCGCAUUGGGAAUUUGUACAGAACCUGCAGAUUCUGACAGGGUAAAUCAUGAGCGUUCACCAACUUUAUCCUCUGCUGAGUCCAAAGACUACAAAACAGAGGGAAACCUUGAAGAAAGUAAAGAGGAUGAAUACUUUUGGAGCAAACAAACAAAUGUGGAUGAAACUCUAGAGAGAAAGGAAUUCACAAUCAUAUUUUCUAAAGAGGAUUGGGCUGAGAUUUGCAUCUUAAAUGUGCUGAAACCUCAUGUAUGGACGCACAAGCUAAACUUUCAUGUGCAGCCUCAUUUGAAAUGGCCCUGUAUAAUAAGAUACAGGGAAGGAAAGGUCACUAGGUCAGACCGGGCGCAGCAGUAUUUGAAAGUGGAAGGAGAAUGCACAUUUUGCAAGUCACAGUUCAUAGGACGCAUUACAGAAGCACUGCCAGCAGAAGCACCAGUAAGAAUGCAAUGCUCUUACAAGGGCCGCUUCAGUGAUCCUCACCCACCAGAUCUGAAAAGAAAGCUGUCUGCAGAUGCCACUAUGACAUUUGGUGAUCUUGGAGCUAGUUAUCUGCCUUUGACAAAUCUCUCGAGUGUGGCAAAGUGCAAUGCUCUGAAGGGAACUCACUUGCAUGAAGAUCCCAUCCUUGCUGUUGCACUUGCAAUGAACAUACCGCCAUAUGAGGGUAUUAUCCGCCAGGUGUCCUAUGAUUACCUGUUUGUAAGAUAUCACAGCUCAGCACAGCUCCAGGUUUACCAUCAGUACAUGAACACUGCCAGGCAUCCAAGUCUGAGCAUUGGUGCAACAGGAGGAUUGGUCCAAAUGGUUGAUAGGGGUGGAAAGCGUGCAAAAUCUGGUCACAUACUUCUGUAUAGUGCUGUUGUUCAAAACCUGGAGGCCAAAAAAAUCUAUCCGGUGUGCAGCAUGGUGUCUGAACAACAUGAUGCAGAGACCGUCCAAUAUUGGUUGAAAAUGUGGCUCCGAGAUGGUGCAGAGAAGCCUAAGGAGGUUGUUGUGAGCACAUCUCAAACUCUCAUGUCAGCAUGCAUUCAGGCAUUCACACCAUUUCCAUCGCUGUCAGACUACCUGGAUGAGUGUGCAAAGAUUUUGAAUGACAACUGGGGAUUGAAGAAUUUGCCCUAUAGCUACAUCAGGAAUGAUGUAGGGGACAUGAUGAACCUGGUGGCAAGUUGGCCUAGUCUGCGGGGACAGCAUCCCCAAAUUCGUGAAUUCUACUUAAAGUCUCUGGGUCUGGUGGCGCAAGCACAGGAUAUAAAAGAUGUGAAGUCUCUGCUGAGACACAUCAUCACUGUUGCCGUGAGUCAAACUGAGGGAGAGGGCAAGGAUACAGGCCGGCCAACAAAUUGUGAGCUAAGCAAACACAUCCUUCUACAAAGGAUUGAAAGUUUUUGUCCUCCAGGAGAUGCAAGGGAAGAAGAAUGGAGUGAAGUAUGUCCUCCUGCUGGUCCCAUAGAAAAGUGCAAUGGUAAUGCUUUCACACUCAUGGUGGAGGAAAUAAGGCAUACUGUCACCACCAGUGUUGUUCCUGGAACUAGGCCUAACUGGCAAAUGCUUCCAGACCUAGUAAGAGACAUACUUAAAAUUUCCCAUUUGAUUCCACUGUGGACAGCUGUGAUGGUUCCAUUCUAUGGAUAUGAUGGUGUUACAGCCAGCAGCGCUUCCAGUAAGGCUUAUUUCAAGGACUUGAAACACGCACACUUUAAACAUGUAACCCUACCCAUGCGCCUGGAUGACUUCAUAUUUGAGCACAUCCAGUCAUUGGAAGGCACCAUGAAGCUUGCUGUUGCAGCUCAAAUGACAACUGCGGUCAAUGAGGAUUGCAUGGGGGAAACAGCUCAAGAAAAGGUGACUGCUCAGUGUGCCAAUGAGACGGUGCUCAAGAGAAGAGCAAAAUCGUCAGCAAUACCCAGGUAAGAAAUGCAGACAAAAUGUACAAAAUGCAUUUUCUGGGAAGGGCGACAAGUAGAGCAUGAUCCAUGGAUGCCACAGACUCAUCACUGGGCCAGAUGGGGCUUUUCUGAAAAAGGAUGCUGAACUAGUGAUAGCCAAUGCGGUCCCUUUGGAGUACAUCUCCAAAGGGCAAUGGCCAUGCUGACUCAGGGAUGGGAGUUAAAGUGGAGGGCCCCCUUGGCCUGGUUCAGCAGUGCUGUUCUUAGGCAGCGUACUGGCUUCAUCAACAGGAAAAGUUAUCAUAGGGGUUGGUUGGGAGGAGAAGCCAUGAAGGAUGGAAAGGAGCACAGGCAGCAAAAUGAGAUUGCAGCUGUCUUUUGAACAUCGCUUCUGCUGUCUUUUGAACAUUGCUUCCACACACAAAAAGACUCAAAAUGUAUCUCAGAAGGCCAAGUUGUUAAAAGUUGCGUGGUAAUCCUAAAAAGACAAGGGUGUGGGAGGAAACUCCUAUGAGGCCAUCUUAAUAGAAAGGAGAUCUUAAGAGAAAGGAGAUUGGACAGGCAAGCACUGCCACCUUCUGGCCAUCCAAACUGAUAUGCUCCAGUUAGACCUGAUACAUUGGUGAUGGGCUCAAGUCAUUAACCCUUUCUUUACCUCUUUUAUGCUGCUUGGUGUUUUUUACAAUUUCUGUUGAUUGCUUUUAUAUUCCUCUUAUGUUUUGCUAUUUUAAUGUUCUUGUUUUUCAUGUUUUUGUUUUUUUUUUAAUUUUAAACUUGUUGAGAGCUGCCCUGGAAACCUACGUGUGUGUGUUUAAAUGGGCAUUUCUUUUAUUUUCUUUGCAGCAACGUUCCUCCUGCUUUUAAGUGAUCAGCAGCAUCUCUCUGUCUCAGUUCUCAUUUCCCAACUUGAUAUUGCCACUGAGGGACUUCACAAACUCCAUCCGGAAUCUUCAGGGUCUUCUUUGAGGCCAGAGUGGAUGACCUGCAGCCAGUUCAGCAGUGGAGGCAAAGUGAGAUUCUCCCGGGUUCAUUGCGCUGCCUGGCUUGUGAUGUGAAAUGAACAGGGAUUGGCUCUCCAGCAGCUGCUGUUGCUGGAUAAAACAAGAGUGCCACAUUUCAAUCUCCUUCACACAGCCAGACAAGCCUUGGUUAAAAACAAUAGUGACCCCCAUAGGAAUCUUUCAUCAGUACUGGCCAGAAAGUCUUGGAUUUUUGAUCCCCUCCACAGUCCCACAGUUCAAUCCAACAUCCUGCUCCUUUGCCAUUUCCCCCGAAAUCUGGCUUCUUGUAUUCUAGGAUCCUUACUGCAUGUGUUGGGAGAUAACUACCAAAGCCUUUGGUGCUCUCUGACAAGGAGUUUUCCAGGAGAAGCUUUCCAACCUCACUGGGGCCAACAAAGAGGAUCUUCACCUUUGGCAUCUUCCCUUGGCCUAGGCCACAUAGCCUUGACCUCACAUAUAAAGCCAACCUGAGCAAACAGCUGAAAGGGCAGCUCCAAUCCCCUGAGAACACUUUGAAGAAUGGAAUAUAUUCUGAAGUAAUAUUUUAAUUUAAAAACUGUAGAUAUUCCCCCACUCUGUAAACAACAAUUUAUAACAAUUUAUCCUCAUCUCUUUUUUUGGGGGGGGGGGUGUUAUUGGGUUGUUUGGGGGGGUUAUUGGGUUGUUGUUGUUUUUUAUUUUGAGUAUGUGCUUUGUGGUUUUAUAUUCUGAUUUUAUCUUGUGAACCGUCCUGAGACCUGCGAGUAUAGUGUGGUAUGAUGAUGAUAAUAAUAAUAAUAAUAAUAAUAAUAAUAAUAAUAGGAGCAUCCACCUGUCCUUUGUCAACCAAGCUGGGAGAGAGAAGCUUUUCUGCAGUAAUUCUGUUCUUUUUACAAGUGCUAUAAACAUUGAACAAGUUCAUCUACUCAGGAGCAAUUUAGAGAGAGGCCAUGUUCCAGAGCUUUCCUCAGUUCCACUUUCCACCCACACAUAGUUUCCUCACUCCAUCACUAAUGUCUGAGCAAGGUUUCAGGACAGUUCUCCAUUUCCAAACCUAUCCAUGCUGCACUGUUCCAAAGUUUCAAGAUAACACUGGAAAAUGUUCUGGUCUAGAGGCCAUCCAGCAGGUGGACUCAUAUUCUGACCUGGUUAAAGGCAGUUUCAUUUGAAUAGAAUUAAGUUUCCAUCCUCUCCGAACCCAAAAACUUUGCUUGUAAGGUAAGUGUGCCUCUUUAACUCCUCUCAUUCGUAUGCAGGAGAGAGUGAAAAGGCACUGGAAGCAUAUUAAAACCCUCAAGUGGUCUUUAGGGGCAGAGACUGAUCCCAGCCAUGAGACCCCAAAUGUCGGUAUUCUGAGUUAUGUAGUCUGGGCAUGUUUUGUCUCUUCCACAAAUGCAGCAUUUUGCUUUACACAGGAAUGAGUGGCAGUUUAUUUGGGAGAAAGUAAAGGCACGCCUUCAGGGUCACCCCUGGGGUAGCCCCUGUUUAUGAGAAACACAUUAUGCCUCCUUUCAACACUGCCCUAGACUGCAACAUGGUAGUUUGUCCCAUAAAAGUCAGCUAGCGGGACUUGCAAAAACAAGGAAACGAUGAAGUGUGGAGAACUCCUGUCCAGGGUUCCAGCUAGCUAACCAGCCAGCAAUGCUCUCUUUCAGGAAACUCCAUUCCUCUCUGUGCUUUUCUGUUCCCUCCUAGCCCCAGCAGUCAGCCAGCAUUUGCUGUCUACUGAGCAUGCUCAGUAGGUUGUGUUGGAGUUGCCACCCUUUUAGGGUUUUCCUCCCAAAAUAUUCUUUGUACUUCUGCAAACUUUGGGGUUCUUCCAAGUCUCCUUGUGCUUGGAUAGUGCCAUUUUGGCUGCAUAAGGAUACACAGUCAGUUGAAAUAUAUAUAGGCGCAACCCAGAAGUGAGCCACGCACUGUCUUUUUUACAUGCCCCCAAUCUUUUGACUGCAGAUCUACACUCUGGAUUUGUUUUGUUAAUCAUGCUAACAGGGAUGAUAGCAUGUUGAGAAAACUGUAUGGAAGAGAAUGCUGAGAUUUGGCUGUAAUAACUAUAUAGCUAUGCUAUGUUCUAACUGAUCAUAUUUAAAACUAGUUAUGCUACAGAUGUCUAUUCUGUAGAUCUAUCUAGUUAUGGCAUUCUAUGCUACAGACAAUGCUUUUGAACUGCAUUUCUUUAAAAACUGCUUUUCAUCCAUUGCAAUCUGUGGGGAAAUAAUCUGUUUUCUGGCAGGCUAAUCUACCAUAAAAGGAAUGGAUCAUUUUUGUGGGGUUUUUUGGUGGGGAAGUGACUCUAGUUAGUAGAUGAUACAGCUUGCCAAAGGUGGAAAAGAUAUCUCCUGUUUUGGGGGCUGGCCUAAAAAUGGUUGGUUUUCCUAUUACUCUGGGUUUUCUUUGAGUCAGUUUGGCUGUGCGUUGGGACUGGCUUUCUGUUCAGAUUUUUUAAAUAUUUGGGUUGGUGGUUUCUGUGCUCUGCUUAGGUACUUUGUAAAAUUCACCUAAUAAAUUGAUUAAAUCCACAUAAAAUGCUAUUUUAAUUCUUCCUUUCAUGUGUUUUUCUUCCUUUGUAUUAUUAAAAACCCCACCUUGCCAUUCCUAUAAUUGUUGUGUGCUGCUAGUAUUGCUAUGUGUCAUGCUUUCCUCUUAAGUGUUAGUUAAUAUGUCCUGUUCAUUGUUGGAGAUCAGUUGAUUCUAGUGGACAAUUUGUCUGCCUUUUGUCUAAAGCUACUUUUGAAAUGUAUCUUGGCUCAGACUUACUAACAGGAGGGUAGGGGGCUGACACCAAAUGGAAUAUUAUGCUUGAAAGCCUGGAAUUUUGCAACCAUAAUUUUAUUAUUUUGAUGGAUUAUGUAAUUAUGAAAGUCAUGGGGAUUUUUCUAAUUUAUAUCAUUAAUCCUAGUUGCAGAGGCAUUUUUUGGUAUGUGUAAAGUUUUAUUUCUGUUCAUUUAUUAGAAAACCUGCUAACAGUUGGAGGAUGCCAUAGAAGCUCUCUGACUUGGUCUUAAUUGCCCAAUUAUGUGAUAUGUGGACAGAGCUGUAUAGAUUCUUUCUUCACUUUGCCAUGUGGGUGAGAAGGGAUAUAAUUUUUUUCUCUUUUAAGAGUCAUUACAAUAGGAGUCAAAAGAAAUAUCCAUUUAGGGAAGAGUAAAUGGUGCAUUGAAGGCCUAAUAAGAGUGUGUGUGCGCACGUGCACAAUAAACAAAAAAAUGUCACAAAAUCUCAAGACACCAUCUCUUCUCUGGUGCUUUGAAUCAAUUGAUAAUGAUGAUAAGAAUGGUGAUAAGAAUUUGUUUAUUGUACCCUGCCCAUCUGUCUGAAGUCACCCAGAGUGACCGGUUGCCCCAGUCACUCUGGGGGACUUCAAACAGAAUAUGUAUAAAGAAACACAACAGAGUAUCAAACAUUAAUCAAGCCUUCUUAUUUUAUAUGCCUGAGAGCUUUUGAAAGAACUCUGAAUAAAUCUUAAGACAUUUUAAAAGUGUAUUUCAAGGUGCUGAGAGAGACCCCUAUUCCCCUCACAGAGCUACAAUUCUCAAAGUUCCCUGGGAAGAGGCAAUGCAGCCCUUUGAGGAAAAAAGGGCUCUCCUGCUAACAACUCUCAGCACCCUUAACAGACUACAUUUCCCAGCAUACUUUGAGGAAAGCAACCACUGUUUAAAGUGGUAUGAUACUGCUUUAAAUGUAUAGAGCAGAUGGGGCACUCCUGUGUGAUUUUAAGCAAUUAAGUUUGUGGUUGUAGUAACAGGAUAUCGAGGCACUCUAUAGAUCAGAGAUUUUCAACCCUUUUACAGCUGAGGAACCCCCGAAAGGUGAAUUGAUAUUUUGCAGAAACCUAGUCCCUGCUUCUGCCCUUCAACAAAGUGAAAGAAUGAAACUAAAAUGGGGAUUAAGAAAUUCAUUGUUUGACAACAGAAGAGGAGAAAAUGAAGUGCCUUGGGUGGAAAGUAGCAAAACUUUGUGUCAUCUCUGGGGAAUGGUUGCCGAACCAGAAUGUUCCAUGGAACAAAGAGACAAGUUUCGAUUGCUGGAAACAGUGCCCUCAAAUGAUUUGCAAAUGUCAGGCCAGAAAUGACUGGCAGGUCAUACUUUUUUCCAGACCCUGUCCUCAAGAACCUGCUGUUUUAACAUUUUGGACAGUCAGUGUUCUGGAAGAGAGACCUUUGGGGCGCCUCCUUUAUUUGUUACUUGUGUCUGGAUGUUUGAAUAUCUCUUCUGUUGUUUAGUCAGAGGGAAUGGCCAUUUUCCACCCUGUCCCAGCUAGUGUAAGGUCACUUCCAGGCAACCUGUUUAUUCUGAUUUGUUGGGCAAAGGUUUUCAGGGAAGUUAGAGGAUGUCGACAUUCAUUCUGAUUUGUAUGUUGGGAGGUUAUACAAAGUAGCAUCACUCAAGUUGUUAUCCCACACUUCCCAGUCACUUUCUUCAUAGCAAAGUCUAUGAUUCCAAUCUCCUCAGGCAUGCUGGCUGGGGGCUGACGGGUGAUGUAGUUCAGCAAUAUCCACAGGGCCUCAGGUAAGACACCCUUGUGUUACUGUGGGGGUGGAUGGGUAGUAGAUGCCUUUGCCUAAGAAGUGAGACAAGGCUAGAUGCCUGUACUCCUUUGCUCAAUACAAGAUGCUGUGUGGUGUGGUACUGUAGGCCAAUGUUUGUAACACAGCUGCACCAUAGCUGUCAACUUUUACCUUUUCUUGCGAGGAAUCCUAUUUGGAAUAAGGGAAUUUCCCUUAAAAAAAGGGAAACGUUGACAGCUAUGAGCUGCACAUGAAGACACUUCAUAGCAUUGCCUUGUGAGUGCAUAUCCACAUGGCAUACUUAUUGCAUACAUAUCUACACUGCAUACUCAUUCCCCUUCUACAAUAUUCUUGGGAACUGUAGUUCUUUUUCUGAGUGGGGCCCAAAUCUUGCUGAGAAUUCUUAGCAUCUUCACCAAACUACAAUUCCCAGAAUAUUUUAGUGGUUUAACUGGUAUAAAACCAUUGAAUGUUUAUGGUGCAAAUAGGCCUUACUGACUUCCACCCAUUAGAACAGAGGCCUUUCUCUAUAAAGUGGAAGAUGAUUAUAAAAAUUAUACAAAUAAUAGCUGUGAAUUCUACUUCUACUUCUGCUAACAGCAGCAGCAGCAACAACAAUGACAACUACAAACCAGAACGUCCUCCAGUCAAAUUGUAA
Molecule: messenger RNA, 8245 nt
Organism: Podarcis lilfordi (Lilford's wall lizard)
Lineage: Eukaryota; Metazoa; Chordata; Lepidosauria; Squamata; Lacertidae
Source: the annotation of a GenBank genome assembly